Oncorhynchus gorbuscha (pink salmon) is the source of this 4298-nucleotide messenger RNA. Its product is annotated as exportin-T-like. Gene Ontology annotation, biological process: tRNA re-export from nucleus. Gene Ontology annotation, molecular function: tRNA binding; small GTPase binding. Gene Ontology annotation, cellular component: nuclear matrix; cytoplasm; nuclear pore. The record is from RefSeq and is a predicted model, not a curated record. NCBI's taxonomy places the organism in Eukaryota, Metazoa, Chordata, Actinopteri, Salmoniformes, Salmonidae.
UGUGACGUUUCCGGUUCCGUUGAAUCGACACGCCGCAAGAAAUCGACUCCUGAAAUUCCUGCCCUGAACCCUUAGCCGAGCUAAACAGACAAACUAGAAGUGCUUUUUGGGGGUAAUUCCUGACGAUUUAGGGAUGUACUGACGGACGGAGACGAUGAAGAUAAAAGUAUAGCAAUAAGAUGUGCUUGGCCUGGAGGGCAGCAACAGAAGACGGUGAAACUACCGUGGAGGGCAGCAGCAGAAGACGGUGAAACUACCGUGGAGGGCAGCAGCAGAAGACUGUGAAACUACCGUGGAGGGGAGCAGCAGAAGACGGUGAAGCUACCGUGGAGGGCAGCAGCAGAAGACGGUGAAACUACCGUGGAGGGGAGCAGCCGAAGACGGUGAAACUACCGUGGAGGGGAGCAGCCGAAGACGGUGAAACUACCGUGGAGGGGAGCAGCCGAAGACGGUGAAACUACCGUGGAGGGCAGCAGCAGAAGACGGUGAAACUACCGUGGAGGGCAGCAACAGAAGACGGUGAAACUACCGUGGAGGGCAGCAACAGAAGACCUUCUCAUGGCCUGCCAGUCUGUCUCCAUCAUCAACAUGGACGAGCAGGCCCUGCUGGGGCUCAACCCUAAUGCAGACGCCUGCUAUAGGCAGAAGGCGAUGGUGUAUUUUGAGCAGUUGAAGGAGUCCCAGGAUGCCUGGGAGGUGUGUGCAGAGGCCCUGGCUAAAGGCAUUUACAGUGACGACCAUGUGAAGUUCUUCUGUUUCCAAGUCCUGGAGCACCAGAUCAAGUACAGGCAUGGAGGGCUCAGUCCUGCCCAGCAACAGCUGAUCAGAGAAACCCUGAUGAAGUGGCUACAGGGUCAGUUAAUGAACUCCCAACCAGAGAAGCCGUUCAUCCGUAACAAGGCAGCCCAGGUGUUUGCUCUGACCUUCGUGAUGGAGUACCUGACCCACUGGCCCAAGUUCUUCUUCGACCUGCUGUCUCUAGUGGGCCUGAAUCCGCACGGGGUCGACGUCUACCUCAGAACACUGAUGGCUAUCGACGCUGAGGUGGUGGACAGAGACAUCCUGCACUCCCCUGAGGAGGUUCGUAGGAACACAUUAAUAAAGGAUGGUAUGAGGGAGCAGGUCAUCCCCAGCCUGGUUGAGUCCUGGUACCAGAUCCUCGGGGCCUAUCAGCAGUCUCACCCUGAGAUCACUUGUCAAUGUCUGGAGGUAGUGGGGGCAUACGUCUCCUGGAUAGACCUCAACCUCAUCGCCAACGACAGGUUUGUGAACCUGCUGCUGAGUCAGAUGUCUGUGGAGGACCUGAGAGAGGAGGCGUGUGACUGUCUGUUUGAGAUUGUCAAUAAAGGAAUGGACCCGACAGACAAGACCAAGCUGGUGGUCCUCUGUCAGGUCCUGCAGUCGGCUGGCUUCUUCAACGUGGACCAGGAGGAGGAUGUGGACUUCCUGGCUAAGUUCUCCAGGCUGGUGAACGGGAUGGGCCAGUCUCUGGUUCUGAGCUGGACCAAACUGGCCAAGGGGGGCGACGUGAAGGCAGCCGCCGAGGCGCUGCGUGCCCUCGAGACCAAGGUCCCUCUGCUCCUCCAGCUGCUGGUCCACAUCGGGUCCGAGUGGCAGAGUCACAUGCCUCAGGUAGGGAGGAGAGGAGGACAGGAGGCCAUUGAAGAGUCCUGGGACUCAGACAAGUUUCCGCUGCUGACAGACCAACAGAAGACUCACGUUGAGGACAUCAUGUUGGCCGUCAUGAAGAAACUAACUUAUGAUGAAGAGUACAACUUUGACAACGAAGGGGAGGAUGAAGCGAUGUUUGUAGAGUACAGGAAACAGUUGAAGAUGCUGUUGGACCGCCUGGCUCAGGUGUCUCCUGACCUGCUCCUGGAAGCUGUAGGCAGAGUCUUCAACAACACCAUACAGCGUUGGCAGACGGCGUCCUUCAUGGAGGUGGAGGUGGCCAUCAGGCUGCUGUACAUGCUAGGAGAGGCUCUGCCUGCGUCUCACGGAGCUCACUUCUCUGGCGACACGGCCAAGACCUCCGCCCUGCAGGACAUGAUGAGAACGCUGGUCUCCUCUGGUCUCAGUGGUUACCGACACACGUCUGUGUCGCUGGAGUUCUUCGAGACGGUGGUCUUACGCAAGUUCUUCCUGGUUGAACCUCAGCACAUUCCCAACGUCCUGAUGUCCUUUCUGGACCAUCGGGGUCUGAGACACAGCAGUCCUAAGGUCCGUAGCAGAGUGGCCUACCUCUUCUCACGGUUCGUCAAGACACUGCAUAAACACAUGAACUCCUUCAUUGAAGACAUCCUGUCCAGGAUACAGGACCUGCUGGAGCUAGCUCCUCCUGAGAACGGUUUCCCUGCGCUGCUGACCAGCGAUGACCAGCUGUUUAUAUUUGAGACGGCGGGGGUGUUGAUCGUCCACGGAGAGAGUCCCGCGGAGAGGAAGCAGGCUCUGAUGAGAUCCCUGCUGACCCCGUUGACCGACGCCUUCCGUCUGCUGCUGGCCAAACUGGCCUCUGAGAGGGAGGAGGAGAGGCAGGCUGCGCUGGCCGACUGUCUGAGUCACGCUGUUGGCUUCGCUAGUCGUACCAGUAAGGCGUUCAGCAACAAGCAGACAGUGAAGCAGUGUGGAUGUACUGAAGUCUACAGAGACUGUCUGCAGAGCUUCCUGCCUGCACUGAGCUGUCCUGUCCAGAGGGGGUCUCUGCGUAGCGCUGUCCGCUCCUUCCUGCACCGCAUGAUCAUCUGUCUCGAAGAAGAGGUCCUGCCCUUCGUCCCUGCGGCAUCGGAGCACAUGCUGAAGGACUGCGAGGCCAAGGACCUUCAGGAGUUUAUACCCCUCAUCAGUCAGAUCACCGCUAAGUUCAAGGACCAGGUGUCUCCGUUCCUGCAGCAGGUGUUCAUGCCUCUGGUCCUGGCCAUCUUUGAAGUGUUGUGUCGACCUGCUGAGGACAACGACCAGGCAGCAGCUCUGGAGAAACACAUGUUACGUAGAAGCUACUUCACCUUCAUACAGACGAUAACCUCCAGUGGGAUGAACGAAGUCCUGGCCAACCAGGGUGUUGAGAACGUAGAGCGGGUUCUGUUCACCAUCAUCCAGGGAGCUGUCGACUUCCCCGACCCCAUCGCCCAGAAGACCUGCUUCAUCAUCUUGUCCAAGCUGGUGGAACUCUGGGGAGGUAAAGACGGUAUGGCUGGUUUCCCAGACUUCAUGUAUAAACACAUCGUCCCAGCAUGCUUCCUGGCUCCUCUCAAACCAUCCUUUGAUCUCACAGACGCUCAGACCGUCCUGACGUUGUCAGAGUGUGCUCUGACGUUGAAAAUGAUUCAUCUCAGAAGGGGUCCGGAGUUUAUCCAGUACCUUCAACAGGAGUACCUCCCUUCUCUACAGGUGUCACCUGACAUCGCACAGGAAGUGUGCCAAGUGCUUCAGCAGCCAGACGCCAAGGUCCUCAAAAACUACAUGAAGGCUUUCUUUCAGCGAGCCAAACUGUAAAUACGAACCGAGCUGGAAGGAUUGAGAGAGGACACUGGAAACUAAGAGAAGACUGGUAGUGAGAUAGUACCACUCACUACGGACAGCCGGACAGAGAGAGAGACGGACGGAGAGUUUAGCAUAGGAGCGGCCUUAGCACUUCUGAAGGUAACUGCAUAACCCCGCCCAUCCUGUCCACGUGGGAGGGAACGGAGCCAAGACACAAGGACACGAGUGGUCAAGGAGGCUGACCACACCCCCCUCCACUGAUCCAGGCCCAAUCCAGGACCUGCUCUCCAUCUGGGGUGGCACCCUGGUCAAGUGAAGAUGUGAUUGGUUGGAUUCUCUGCAAGACAGGAAGUAAACUAGAGCAUUAGAGGAAGGCUUAUGGAACGAGGCUUCCAUAGUAGAAUACCAAGUAUCCUUUAACAGGCCUGAGGUCUGUCUGUUGGUAAUGAUCCUUUAACAGGCCUGAGGUCUGUCUGUUGGUAAUGAUCCUUUAACAGGCCUGAGGUCUGUCUGUUGGUAAUGAUCCUUUAACAGGCCUGAGGUCUGUCUGUUGGUAAUGAUCCUUUAACAGGCCUGAGGUCUGUCUGUUGGUAAUGAUCCUUUAACAGGCCUGAGGUCUGUCUGUUCGUAAUGAUCCAACAAUGACCUGAACACAAUCUAACGAUUAGGAUUUUUUUGUUUAUAAAAAAAAUGUAUUUAAAAAAAAAAAAAAAAAAUUCGUUUUCAAGAUGUCUUUCAUUUGAGUGGUUGAACGUGGAGGUUUUGUUUCUCUUUGCCCUGUGAAUGAAUUGAUGGACUAAAUAAAAGGCUUGACAGAU